Messenger RNA from Priapulus caudatus, 1149 nucleotides. RefSeq names its product maltase-glucoamylase, intestinal-like. NCBI's taxonomy places the organism in Eukaryota, Metazoa, Priapulida, Priapulimorpha, Priapulimorphida, Priapulidae. The coding region runs from base 1 to 1143 and encodes 380 amino acids. Gene Ontology annotation, biological process: carbohydrate metabolic process. Gene Ontology annotation, molecular function: alpha-1,4-glucosidase activity. The transcript is spliced from 10 exons. The record is from RefSeq and is a predicted model, not a curated record.
AUGGACAGCGUGCCCAGCCACUCGGGGGGCGACGACGUCGAGCACCGCACUAUGACCUUCAAAGGCCUGUACGGAACUAGCAUUGGCUGCCGGCAACGCGCAAGGGCAAACGAUUGGAUCUUCGGGGACAAACAAGGCCUGCUGACGUCACGAUCAACGUAUCCAGGCGCGGGAAAGUACGCCGGCACGUUGCUAGCCGACAACCACUCAAACUGGCCCGACAUGCAACGCUCCAUUCCGGCUAUGCUCGAGUUUGGACUGUUUGGAAUUCCUUACGUUGGUGCUAGCAUCUGCGGUUUCCAUGGAAACGCGGGAGAGGAGUUGUGCCAGCGAUGGAUGCAAUUGGGAGCGUUCUAUCCGCUCUGCUGGAAUCACAACGCUCAGGACCAAACGCCGCAGGAUCCAUCGUACUUUAGCGGAGACAUGCAGCAGGCGAGUCUUACAGCAAUGCACGUCAGAUAUAGUCUGCUACCCUAUCUCUACACGCUCUUCCAUCACGCGCAUGUGAGAGGACAUUCGGUAGCGCGCCCUCUAUUGAACGAAUUUUCAAAUGACCCUAAUACCUACGACAUCGAUCGUCAGUUCAUGUGGGGUCCAGGCCUGCUCAUUAGCCCUGCGCUUGACCAGGGUAGCACCAACGUCAGAGCUUACUUCCCACCGGGACUGUGGUACGACUAUUACACUGCCACGAAGGUGCGACAGGGACUGCGCACGUUGAAAACUCCGCUGGAUAGAGUUAAUAUACAUUUUAGGGGCGGUUAUAUAGUACCCGGCCAAGUCCCCGGCAACACGACGCAAUUCAGCCGUAAGAACGUGAUGCGGCUGUUCGUAGCACUAGACCACGCCGAGCGAGCUAGCGGUGAGCUGUACUGGGACGAUGGUGAGACGAAAGAUGCAUACGAGAAAGGGGAAUAUCUCUCUGUCAAGUUCACAUGCAGUUCAGAACAACUUAGAUGGACAGCGGAACACAACUCCCUAAGGGGUGAAAGGCUGCACGUCGGUUUCAUCGACAUCUUGGGCAUGCCGCACUAUCCCCGGAGAAUCCUCAUAGAUGGCGCGACGGUCCUCAAACCCGGACAGUACGAAUGGCAGUCGAGCACAAAUUUCCUCGCGGCUAAAAGCGGUUCCAGAUGUAUCCAAUGAAGCCAG